Messenger RNA from Anthostomella pinea, 1308 nucleotides. NCBI's taxonomy places the organism in Eukaryota, Fungi, Ascomycota, Sordariomycetes, Xylariales, Xylariaceae. The record is from the annotation of a GenBank genome assembly.
AUGCCAGUCAUACAGCCUCAGAAGGGCUCGACAGUCGCCCCUGCGACAUACAAGCAGCCUUCCAGAAAGGGCAAAAAGGCGUGGAGGAAGAAUGUCGAUGUUACAGAGGUUCAGCAGGGUCUCGAGGAAUUGAACGAGGAGAUCAUCAAGGGUGGUGUUAUCGCCGAACGACCCUCGGAUGAACUGUUCACGGUCGACACAGUCGGUGAUGUCUCUCUACCAAGCAAAUUCCCCAAACACACAGCAAAGGCCUUGAGGGCAGACGAGAUCAUUGCGGCACGCUCGCCCGUUCCGGCUGUAUCUUUACGCAAACGACCCGCAGACAAGACUAGCGAUGGGAUUAUUCCAGCCAAGCGACCGAGGAGAGAAUAUGUCACACAAAAGGAGCUGUCCCGGUUGCGCAAAGUGGCAGAUGGUCAGCACGAAUCCACGAUUGAGGUUGCUGAUGCUUCGCAUGACCCCUGGACUGUAGAGGUGGUCCAGCACGAACCAGACGCCAUCAAGGACGACAGGAAAGAGAAGAAGAAGGCUCCUAGCACAACCACGCAGAAGCCUUUGUCGCUCCUGGCAAGUGGCAAGGCCUUCCCAGCAGUACCCAAGCCGACAGGUGGCUAUAGUUACAAUCCAAACUUCACCGACUACGAAGCUCGGUAUACAGAAGAGGCUAACAAGGCAGUUGAGGCCGAGAAGAAGCGCUUGGAAGCAGAGGAAGCAGAGCGGGUCAAGAAGGAGGCUGCAGCUAGAUCAGCUGCCGAGGCAGAGGCUGCGGAAGCACGAGCUGAGCUGUCCGAGUGGGAUGAGGACUCGGAGUGGGAAGGCUUUCAGAGUGGCGGUGAGGAGCUCAAGCCCUCGGCUAGGCGCGCGAAGCGUAAGACGCCAGCCCAGCGAAACAGGAUAGAGAGACGAAAGACAGAGGAACGCCGGCUGAUACACGAAGCCAAGACGAAGGUGAGAAAGGCCCAGGCGGAACAAAUCAAGCAGAUCGCCAAGGAGGCGGCAGAGCGGGAACAGGCUCUUGCGCUCGCAAAGGCAGAAGACAGCGAUGGCAGCAGUGUCAACAACGAUGACCUGCUACGGCGCAAGCAGCUUGGGAAGAUGAAGUUGCCGGAGAAGGACCUGGAGUUGGUGCUGCCAGACGAGCUGCAGGAUUCGUUGCGUCUGCUGAAGCCGGAGGGCAACCUGUUGAAAGACCGGUACCGAAGUCUGCUUGUGAGAGGACGGGUGGAGAGCCGAAGGCAUAUUCCCUUUCACAGACAGGCGAAGACGAAGGUCACUGAGAAGUGGACCUACAAGGACUUUAGUAUAUAG